GCGAGAAUAACAUAUACACACAGACACACACACACUCGCUCGCGCGCUGUCUCUCUCUCUCUGUCUCACACACACAGUCCGGUUCGGUUCGCAUGAGGAAGAAUUAUCAAGAUAAUUCACUUUAAACAGCGAAUAAAGCGAAUUCUGCUCCGUUAGCGAACAAGUUAUAAAACUGCUGCUAAUCCGGUUCAGCUAACGGCUUCUGCUGACGGACUUUCCGCUGCGUGUCUGUGUGUUUUGUUCUGAAUUUGACAGCUCGGUUCCGAGACCACAGGAAACUCCUCGGAAAGUUCCUUCAGCAUGGCGGAGACCGCAGCAGCCCCCGCGGCCAAAGCCAAGAAGAGCAAAAGCCCCAAGAAGACGACCUCGCACCCCAAGUACUCGGACAUGAUCAAGGCGGCCAUCGUCGCCGACAAGAGCCGCGGAGGGGCGUCCCGUCAGUCCAUCCAGAAGUACGUGAAAAGUCACUACAAGGUGGGCGACAACGCGGACUCGCAGAUCAAGCUGGCCCUGAAAAGGCUGGUAGCCAGCGGGCUCCUGCGCCACACCAAGGGCAUCGGAGCGUCCGGCUCGUUCAAACUCGCCAAAGCGGAUGAAGUGAAGAAGCAGCCAGCCAAGCCCAAAGCGGCCACCAAAGCAAAGAAGUCUCCAGCCAAGGCAGCCCCCAAGCCCAGAAAGGCCCCCAAGCCCAAGAAGGUGGCCAAGUCUCCAGCCAAAGCCAAGAAGAGUAAAGCGCCGGAGAAGAAGGUGAAGAAGGCGGCCGAGAAGAAGAAGAGCCCCGUCAAGGCUAAGAAAGUGGCCAAGAAGCCCAAGGUGGCCAAAGCGGCCAAAGCGAGCAAAGUGAAGAAAGUGAAGACGGCCAAGCCCAAACCGAAAACAGCCAAGAAAGCAGCUAAGAAGAAGUGAAGGGGGUGACGGGAGGUCACUUCAAUGUUCAUCCAGAACUCUGAGACGGACUAAUCCACACAAUGGAAAAAAACGCCCUCAAGCUUACUGUAAAUAGACUUUUCUGAGGAAGUUGUUUGCUAUAUUAUAAUUAUUAUGAUAAUUAUUAUUAUUAUUUUUUUAUGUGCUGACCUGACUUCAAUAUACCUUUUUACGGUUUCUUCCACCACUACUUUGCACUAUAUUAUUGACAUGAUACGAGAUCCUAUUGUCUAAAUAAAUGAGGGUCAUCAAAAUUACUGCAAUUAUAGCCGUAUGGCUGUUAUUAAAAAAACUAUUGUUAUUUAUUUUUUAUUUUUGGUUCAGUAGUUUGGACGACCCUUAGUAAAUUAUUUCUCUGUACGCUAACGUUUAGCAGUCUAUUGUUUUGCUGGGACUGUCGAGUUAAACUGAAGGUUUGUGAUUUUUGCCUUGGUGAGGUGCUGCCCCCUUCUGACCAUAACGGGAAGAGAAUAAAAAACUGACUGUUGGAACCUUGAUAAUCCAAAUUUUUCAGAUUAUAGUUUUUAUUCCCAUAAAGCUAAGUCAUAUGUUUGUGAUUCAUCGUACUGUCAUGUUGGUGUAAACAAUUAAUCCUGUAUCUGUGAUGACUGGUCCGGACUCCUUUGUAUACUGUACAACAAUAAACGUUUUCUCAUCCUUGUAAA
This is a messenger RNA of Astyanax mexicanus (Mexican tetra), 1592 nucleotides long. RefSeq names its product histone H1.0-B. Gene Ontology annotation, cellular component: nucleus; nucleosome. Bases 301 to 906 code for a protein of 201 amino acids. Gene Ontology annotation, molecular function: double-stranded DNA binding; nucleosomal DNA binding; structural constituent of chromatin. Gene Ontology annotation, biological process: negative regulation of DNA recombination; chromosome condensation; nucleosome assembly. NCBI's taxonomy places the organism in Eukaryota, Metazoa, Chordata, Actinopteri, Characiformes, Acestrorhamphidae. The record is from RefSeq and is a predicted model, not a curated record. The transcript has a single exon.